AUGGCUGAAAUUCAAGUGGUGCCUCCUAAUUCAGCUGUUACUUUUGAUUAUAGGAUCAAAAGAGUUCGAUUGUGUGUUGAUGAAUCUAAUAAAGUCAUUAGCACUCCAAGCAUUGGCUAA
This is a messenger RNA of Lathyrus sativus (Indian pea), 120 nucleotides long. The record is from the annotation of a GenBank genome assembly. NCBI's taxonomy places the organism in Eukaryota, Viridiplantae, Streptophyta, Magnoliopsida, Fabales, Fabaceae.